AUGUUCCAUUCCGACUAUAAAUAUAUUAUUGAUAGACUACCCGAAAGUCUUGUCAAGAGAGUGUGUGAGAGACUCUUGCACCAUUCUAAAGACUCUGUUCUACUAGAAUCUAUUUCCAGAAAGUCUGAACGAAUUGAAUCUUAUUUGAGGCACACAUUAGAGGUUUAUGAGAUUUUGUUAAAUAAGAAGAAACAUAAAACUAUGGCUCAGGAAAAAUUAUUGCGCCCACGAAGCUGGCCAGAAUAUAAUGUAUUUUUAGCAUUACUAGCUAUAUACGUUACAGAUAAUGGAGUCCAGACUGAAGAAAUAGUCCAUGAUCAUGAGGAAGAGAAUAAUCGUCGGGUGAUGAAUAAGCUUAAAGUGCUAUCUCAGCACCUGCUCGAUUAUAAUAGACGAUCUUUUGGAAAAUUCAUGCAAGAUAUAGAAAGGGGAUAUAGAGAGCAGGUUACUGCAAAUAAAAGAUUACGAUGUAAAGUUGAGGAUCUGAAGAUGCAGGUGCAGGAGGCAGAAAAGGAACUGGCAUCUAUGAAGUCGAAUUCUUCUCAUUAUGAAUUGCAAACAGAAGUAGAUCUUAACCGCCAGAAUGAAAGUCGAAUUAACCAACUGGAGCGAGAUUAUUUCUGGUGUGAACAAGAAAUCCAAGUUCUCAAUAGGGAAAUAGAGCGUCUUGAGAAUGCUUCGGAAGAGAAGAUAGCAGAGCUAAAAUCUGAAAUUUCCAGUCUAAAAAAUAAGCUAUGUCAGGCCAAAAAGGAUGUGUGUAAUAAGGAAAAAUAUAUAUCUACCUUAGAAAAUCGGUUGGUAGAAUCCGAAGAGCAGGUAUAA
Molecule: messenger RNA, 822 nt
Organism: Dentiscutata erythropus
Lineage: Eukaryota; Fungi; Glomeromycota; Glomeromycetes; Diversisporales; Gigasporaceae
Source: the annotation of a GenBank genome assembly